Messenger RNA from Pyrus x bretschneideri (Chinese white pear), 1531 nucleotides. Its product is annotated as transcription factor bHLH18. The coding region runs from base 122 to 1222 and encodes 366 amino acids. The transcript has 5 exons. The record is from RefSeq and is a predicted model, not a curated record. Gene Ontology annotation, molecular function: protein dimerization activity. Lineage: Eukaryota; Viridiplantae; Streptophyta; Magnoliopsida; Rosales; Rosaceae.
ACUCGUCGUUCCUGGAGAACUGGAGAAACAAAAACUUGCAUAGUCUUCGCUAAUCUUAAGUUGAAUCCAACGGUGCAGCUAAAUUUCGGUUCACUCCCAAGUGAAGAAACCAGGUGCAUUAAUGGACAUGAUCUCAUCAGCAAAAUGGGUAUCUGAUUUCGAAAUGGAAGAUCCUACUUUCAUCAAUCAAUACGAAAUGAGCGCCCUGGACUACUCACUUGAUGAGCUCAAUUUCCAAUCUUUCUCAUCUGAGAGCUACUCAUCCUAUCCAAAUUUCACCCCAAAAGCCGACAACUUCAGCAAAGCAUCCAUCGAAAAUCUUCAUCAGAUGUCCGGGAAUCAUGAAAGGCCAGCAAAACAGCCUAAGAACAACACUAGUAGUUGGAACUCUUGCUCCACUGACCACAUAAUUACUGCCAAUGCUUCUUCUUCCUCCUCUUCAUACCUAAUUUCUUUUGAAAACUCCAACUCAUCACCCCCAACCACUUCUCAGCAGUACUAUGGUCUAGAUUGCAGAGUUAUCAAGCCAAAGAAUGAAGUGGAAUAUUCCAAUGGGAAAUUGAACCCUCCAGCUUUGAUUUCCCAAGGUAUCUAUGACCCCCAAACUUGCUCACCGAAACAUGGACAAGGGAUCAAGAGGGCCGCUACGGUGACUAGAAGUCCUUUAGAUGCUCAAGAUCAUGUUCUUGCUGAGAGAAAGCGCCGAGAAAAUCUCAGCCAGCGGUUCAUUGCUCUAUCUGCCUUACUUCCAGGCCUGAAGAAGACGGACAAGGCUUCGGUCCUCGGAGAUGCGAUCAAGUACGUGAAACAUCUUCAAGAACUUACGAAAAUGCUGGAGAAACAAGCAGCCAAGAAAACUGUGGAAGCAGUGGUGUUUGUGAAGAGGACUCAGUACUCAGCGGAUGAUGAUAUAUCCUCAUCCGACGAGAACUCUGAGAGCUGCUCUAACCAGCCACUACCAGAAAUCGAAGCAAGAGUUUCGGACAAAGAGGUCCUCAUACGAAUCCACAGUGAGAAAACCAAAGGAUGUUUGGCAAGCAUACUGAGUGAGAUAGAAAAGCUUGAUCUCACCAUUGUUCACAGCUGUGCCUUGCCCCUUGGCAAUUCAACUCUUGAUAUCACUGUAGUUGCUCAGAUGGAUGUAGAAUUCAGCAUGACAGUGAAAGAUCUUGUAAAAAAUCUAAGACAGGCUUUGCUCAAGUUGGUGGGACCAGAAACAUGAAGUUCUGAAGUUCGCAUUACGCAUGUCUUUUUUUUUUUUUUCCCCUUUUUUUGGUGGUUUUUUCUGGCUUUUAAGACCUUUGGAGGAAACACCAGCCAUUGUACUCAAGCUGCUAGCAAGGCUUUAUUUUGCAGGAGGGUUUUUCCUUUGUGAUUUUUUCGUGGUUGACCCGUUAACCACGUUCGAUUACCCUCGUGCUAUAUAUGAAAACCUAGCUGCAGGUUUUGUUUUUAUUUUUUGUGGAGGGCUUUUGUGUAAACUUCCUUUGUAAUCUAUUGUCACUUAAAGGUUAAUUAUUGUUGUUUUAUU